UAUAUAAAAACGGAAAAAGAAGAAAAAAACAUCAAUAGUAGCAGACAUUAUUAGAUUUUUGGACCAAAAACCAUAGACUAAUUCAUUCUUUGACAUUCCCACCAAAGUUCCAAUAUCUAUAACUUCUUCUUCUUCCAAUUCUUCAUCUAACUCACAAGAAAAAUCAACCCAAACAUGAAGACUCGUGCUUCUACCAAAAUCUCUGCUAAAUGGAUUCCAAUUUUCUCUGUUUUUUCCUUCCUUAUUGGCAUGCUCAUCACAACUAGCAGGAUGUGGGAGCAACCUGAAUCAAAUGGUGUGAUAAUUUCUAAGCAUCAACGUGAUCAACAAGAACUUCAAGUGAUCUCUGAGGAUUGUGAUGUGACAAAAAAGAAGCAGGAAAAGCCUAAGGAUGAAAUGAAUGAAUUGUAUAAAACACAUGAAGCUAUUCAGGCCCUAGACAAGCAAGUUUCCAUGUUGCAAAUGGAAUUAGCAGCAGCUAGAAGUUCUCGCAAAAAGAACUCAACUGGCUCGGCCACCAAUUCCAGUGAAGGUGCUUCCAAGAAGAAGAAGGCAUUUAUAGUGAUAGGUAUAAACACAGCUUUCAGUAGCAGGAAGAGACGCGAUUCGGUUAGAGAAACGUGGAUGCCUCAAGGUGAACAACUUCUUCAAUUGGAACGGGAGAAAGGAAUUGUUAUCAGAUUCAUGAUUGGGCACAGUGCAACUUCCAACAGCAUUCUAGAUCGUGCUAUUGAUUCAGAAGAAGCUCAACACAAAGACUUCCUUCGCCUGCAACAUGUUGAAGGAUAUCAUGAGCUGUCUGCAAAGACAAAGAUUUUCUUUUCUACCGCAGUUGGAUUAUGGGAUGCUGAUUUCUAUGUCAAAGUAGAUGACGAUGUUCAUGUCAAUUUAGGUGUCUUGGCAGCAACCCUUGCCCGUCAUCGUUCAAAACCCAGGGUCUACAUUGGGUGUAUGAAAUCUGGACCUGUUUUAUCUCGAAAGGAUGUCAAGUACCAUGAACCUGAAUUUUGGAAGUUUGGAGAAGAGGGAAACAAAUACUUUCGACAUGCAACCGGGCAGAUAUAUGCAAUCUCUAAGGAUUUGGCCACUUACAUUUCCAUUAACCAGCCGAUUUUACACAAAUAUGCGAAUGAAGACGUUUCACUUGGUUCAUGGUUCAUUGGUCUUGAAGUUGAGCACAUUGAUGACCGCAGUAUGUGCUGUGGAACCCCUCCAGACUGUGAGUGGAAGGCACAGGCAGGUAACAUAUGUGUUGCGUCUUUUGAUUGGAGCUGCAGUGGAAUCUGCAAGUCAGUGGAGAAGAUUAAAUAUGUGCACUCAAAAUGUGGUGAAGGAGAUGGAGCUGUUUGGAGUGCUUUGUUUUAGAUUUAUAUCCAAAGGAGGAUGAUUUUUUUUUCUGGUCACAAGAUGAACUACUUGUUUAAAUUGCAGCCGGAACAUUUCGGAUUUGAGAAUGAGAAUCAUCUGCAAAAGAUAUAACAUUGACCAUUUUUGUUGGAAGCUUAGAGGCAAGGCUGGUUGAUCAAGAUAAGACUUGCAUGAAUGUGGUGGAUUUUAGCAUGGGAUGGGGGAUAUGUAUGAUAGCUAUAGAGGUGGUAAUAGAAUAUUUAUUUAGGACUGUUCUAAGUUUAUUAUUUUUUUGUUCUUUUUACUAUACACUUUGUGUUGUGUGAGACUGGCUUUUUUGUUCCUUGUAACGAAAAGCAGCAAUGUUUUGAUAGUAUGUUAAAUGUGAUGCAACGAAAUGUCAAAAUUAACAUCAGUUUGAUCUGAUUCAGACUCAA
Medicago truncatula (barrel medic) is the source of this 1784-nucleotide messenger RNA. Its product is annotated as beta-1,3-galactosyltransferase 7. Gene Ontology annotation, molecular function: beta-1,3-galactosyltransferase activity. The record is from RefSeq and is a predicted model, not a curated record. The coding region runs from base 175 to 1365 and encodes 396 amino acids. The transcript has 11 exons. NCBI's taxonomy places the organism in Eukaryota, Viridiplantae, Streptophyta, Magnoliopsida, Fabales, Fabaceae. Gene Ontology annotation, cellular component: Golgi membrane.